Messenger RNA from Triticum aestivum (bread wheat), 595 nucleotides. RefSeq lists its product as uncharacterized. The record is from RefSeq and is a predicted model, not a curated record. The transcript has 2 exons. The coding region runs from base 154 to 477 and encodes 107 amino acids. Lineage: Eukaryota; Viridiplantae; Streptophyta; Magnoliopsida; Poales; Poaceae.
UCCACAAAAACAACAGACUGCGACAACCUCCUCGCCACACACACCCAUCCAAAUCUCUUCUUCCACUCCUUACCAGCAACAGGCAAGUGCAUACGGUAAGGAAGCAACAGGUACAACAGCUCCGGAGAUUCUUGGAUUGGUUCUUCUGUGAAGAUGGUGGCGCCCAUGGUGAUCGCGUCGGCGGGGCUCCGGAUGCUGGCGGGCGUUGCGAUGGCGAACCGGGGAGACGGGCUGCCGGCGGCGUCCAGGUGGGACGCGCGGCCCCGUUGCUCCACGUGCAGCGGCACCGGCCGGGAGGAGUGCCUCUGCAGCCGUUGGUCCGACGGCGACGUCGGCUGCGGGACGUGCUCUGGGUCUGGCCGCAAGCGGUGCCGCAGCUGCGGAGGCUCUGGCACCGGUCGGCCGCUCCCGGCGCGACUCAUCGUCCAGGAGCAGAAGCUGCCAACCCCGCCCGGGCGACGCGGAGACUACAACUGAUAUUCGUCGGCAGGUUUCCCAGAGGAAAUCAGUUGUGCAAUUAGGCAGAACUGAACUAACGCACGAGUGUAUAUGCAACAUGUUCACUCCUUCUCACAAAAGUUUACCACGUAUAGCU